ACGAGAAUCAAAAUUUUCUGGGUAUUUUCCUGUUCUAGUUUUACUAUCCGAAGCGAAUCCGAAACUACCCGAACUGAAUCUGACCGAAAAUAAGUCAUGUAUUAAUGGGAUCCUCUAAUCCUCUAUUCAUAUUACCCCAUACUCCAUACUCGAAAUACCUAAAACAUAUAACUCGAACCGAUACCCGAAAUACCAAAAACAAUAAACAAUGUGGGCUAACCUUUCGUCCUCCACGUUGUUUAAUAUCUAAAUCUGGAUUGUAGGACUUUGUGGACCAUCCAGCAAUUAUUUUCAAAGGAGAUUGUUGAAGAGUCAAGCUUUCUAUUUUCUCCCAUAAAUGUAGUAAGAAAAAAAUAUAAUGCAUGUGGAGCUUGUGUUUCCUGUUCUCCCUUUCUGAUUUAAUACUUGUUUUCGCUUCUUCUGCUAAGCAUUUGUGUCCUCCAGACCAAAGAGAUACUCUUUGGGAGUUCAAGAGUGAAUUCUCUGUCCAAGAGUUAGAUUCCUCUUGGUGGGAGUCUGAUUUGAAGACAGAGAGGUGGAGGAACAACACUGAUUGUUGUUCAUGGGAUGGUAUCUCAUGUGAUUCUAAGACAGGUACGGUGGUGGAGUUGGACCUGUGGGACAGUUCCCUCAACGGCCCUUUGAGAUCUAAUAGUAGCCUUUUUAGACUACAACACCUUCAGAGUCUUAAUCUUAGCUCCAACAAUCUUCCGGGGAUUCUACCAUAUUCCAUUGGAAACCUCAAAUAUUUAAGGGUUUUGAAGCUUCGCUACUGCAAUUUCUUUGGAAAAAUUCCUUCUUCGCUCGGAAAUCUUUCUUACCUCACUGAUCUUGAUCUUUCUGUUAAUCAAUUCUCCGGAGAGCUACCAGAUUCAAUGGGCAACCUAAACCGACUAUCAGAGUUGCAACUAAGAUAUAACAAUCUUGGUGGGAACUUUCCUUCUGUUCUACUCAAUCUAAGCGAGCUCACUCAGAUAAGCCUUAGUUACAACAAGUUCAAAGGUAUGCUCCCAUCUAACAUGAGUAGCCUCACCAAUCUGGAGUAUUUAGAUAUAAAUGGAAAUUUAUUUUAUGGACCUUUACCGUCACCUCUGUUUAUGAUCCCUUCCUUGAUUCAACUUAAUUUGGAAGGAAACAGCUUCAGUGGUCCUAUUGAGAUUAAGAAUAUUUCUUCACCUUCUAAUCUUGAAGUUUUGUCUCUUGGAGAAAACAAUUUCGAUGCGCCAAUCCAAGGAUCUUUGUCAAAACUUGCCGGGCUCCGAACUCUUGAACUCAACUAUAUGAAUACAAGAAUCAUGGUUGACUUGAGUUUUCUCUCACAUCUUAAGUCGCUUAGCUAUCUAGACCUUUCAGGGAAUGAUUUGAAGUUCAGCUCAACUCUCCGUCUUCCCUAUUUAGGUUUCUUGUAUUUAUCAUCCUGUAAUAUCGUUGAGUUUCCCAAGUUUUUACAAAGCCAAACCAGAUUGCUGUUAUUAGACAUUUCUGUCAAUCAAAUUGAAGGCAAAGUACCAGAGUGGUUUUGGAGAUUGGAAAUAUCGCGUGUUAACAUCUCUCAGAACUACAUACGCGGUUUUGAUGGAUCUGCCGACGUUAUUCAAAGAACCGGGGGAGUAGUUACGCUUGAUAUAAGCUCAAACGCUUUCCGAGAACCGUUUCCUUUGUUACCGAACUCUACAAACUACUUAUUUGGCUCUGACAAUCUAUUUUCGGGAGAGAUUCCAAGGACGAUAUGUGACUUGGUUUAUCUUGAUAGACUUGUUUUAUCCAACAACAACUUUAGUGGCUCCAUCCCUCCUUGUUUAAGUACUUAUCUUUCGGUCUUGCAUCUUCGGAAUAACAGCAUCUCUAGUGUUAUUCCUGAAGAUUUUAUCAGUAAUAUGUUGAUAUCACUUGAUCUUGGUUACAACAGGUUAUCAGGAGGACUGCCCAAGUCUCUGAUUAACUGCACUCGUCUCCAGUUUCUGAACGUGGAAGAGAACAGAAUCAGCGACACCUUUCCAUUCUGGUUGAGAGUGUUGCCUAAUCUAGAGAUUCUUGUCCUUCGUUCUAACGAAUUCCACGGACCAAUAAGUUCUUUCAGUCUCCCCAAGCUGCGAAUCUUUGACAUUUCGAGAAAUAAGUUCACUGGGGUCUUGCAAUCAGAUUUCUUUGCUGGUUGGGGCGCAAUGUCAUUACCGGUUGUAUACUUCGAAGGUGAUUCGCAGUAUAGGUUUUCAGGAGUUGGCAAACCAUACUAUCAUGCGUCCGUGGCUCUGACAAACAAGGGAUCGAAUAUGAAGCUGGUUGGGAGUGGUUUCACAAUCUACAAAACCAUCGAUAUCUCUGGAAACAGAUUCCAAGGAGGCAUUCCCGAAUCCAUCGGUUUACUGAAGGAACUGAUUGUGCUCAACAUGUCAAACAACGCUUUCACAGGCCGUAUUCCACCAUCUUUGUCAAAUAUAACAAGUCUUCAGUCAUUGGAUCUAUCUCAAAACCAAUUAUCAGGUAAAAUCCCACCGGAGAUCGGGAAACUCACUUUUCUGGCGUGGAUGAAUUUCUCAUACAACAGGCUUGAAGGUCCAAUACCACAAGGCACUCAAAUUCAAAGCCAUAAUAUUUCUUCAUUCGCUGAGUAUCCUGAGCUGUGCGGUGUUCCUCUCCAAAAAACUUGCGGUGGAGGAGAAGGAGCAAUAAAUCAAGAGCAAGAAGAUGAAGAUGAAGAAAAAGAUCAAGUGUUGAGCUGGACUGCUGCUGCAAUAGCCUAUCUACCUAGUGUUUUCUGUGGAUUCACCCUCGGCCAUAUUCUUACUUCAUAUAGACAUGACUGGUUCAUGAGAAUCUAACACUCUUUUGCUUAAUACAAGCAUCUGUUGUCUGAUGAUAUCUAGUCUUCAUGCGUUUUUAAUAAUAUGGUAACUCUUUUGUUGUAUUGUUUUGCCACUAUUAUUGUGAGAAUCUGUGUGCUUUGGUGGACUUAGUUUUCUAUUUCCCUUUAUGUGUUUGUGUCUCUGAUGUCUUGUCGCAGGGACACCUGGCCUGCAGUAAUGCAAGUCAUGUUUUAAGUCGGUAUAAAUCAAUUGUUUCUUCAUUUUCAGAUUUCUUAUGUUGUUUCGAAUCAACCUGAUAGAUAUCAGAAUGCGUAUUACCACAAGAAGAAAAACCAGAGUGACUUGGGAGAUAACAAUGACAUGGCAAGCCGUUGGAAGUUAAUUCAAACAUUUAAAAGAGAAAAGGAAAGCUUCUGUUUAACUCUGGCCAACAACUGAAAGGAUUCUUACUGCUGGUGGGGUAUUACCGAAGGUUUAUAUAGAAUUAUGGGAUCAUUGCCAGGCCAUUGACCAAUCUUUUGAAGAAAGACCAGUUCUCAUGGUCUAUGAAGUCACAAACAGCCUAUGAAAAAUAGAAAGAUGCUAUGGUCCGUGCUCUAGUAUUGGCCUUACCAGAUUUUCAACAAGUGUUUAUAGUGCAGUCGGAUGCUUCAGGUUUUAGUUAAGGAGCCGUUUUGAUGCAGAACAAGAAUUCAAUAGCAUACUUCAGACACGCGUUGACAGCUACAGAACAACUGAAACAAACAUACGAAAGAGAAUUAAUGGCUAUUGUAAUGGAUAUACGUAAGUGGAAAUAUUACCUAAUGGGAUGUAAGUUUCAUGUGGACAAGACUUCUGAGCUUGGGAAACUCACUUUUCUGGCGUGGAUGAAUUUCUCAGACAACAGGUUUGAAGGUCCAAUACCACAAGGCACUCAAAUUCAAAGCCAGAAUAUGUGACAUCCGUCACCUCCUAUAUGGAGGACAGCGUGUCAUCCUCGACAUGUCAUCAUACAACAAUGUGACAUCCGUUUCUUCUUCGCUGAAGAAGACGGGCCACCAACAAAAUCUCGAAAUAUAAAAGCCUAUAAACUCAACUACACUCAUCCAAGACCAAAUAAAAUCCAAAAGAAAAGUCCAGUAGAACCAAGUCCAUCCAAAUAUCAAAUAAUUGUUUGUCUCACCUGAAAUGGGAAAGAGAAAGGGGUGAGCAACAUGGAAAUCACUCAUUGAGGUAUGUGAUGCUAUCCCGAAGUCCAUGGACCCGGACAUAGCACUCCGAAUAAAUAUAAUUUAAUUCACACAUGACAAACACGGUACCUAAAGUACCCAAGCAACAAGCAAUGGUCCUAGCGAGGUGCGCACUCGCUGCCCACUAACAUGCCAAAAUGAAAAAACAACCAUUCGAGAUAGUGCUCGGACACCGCCCGUAGAUGAUUUAUCGACCCUCCAGCUAUGGCCCAACCGGUCGACUAAAGCUGGCAGUAACCUCCAAACAAUCCGGCAUACAUAAGCACCUCUCACUCUGUCUCCGUCUCAAACAAUUCUAACUAUGAGUUUACAAUAAGUGAAGCAAACAAUAUUGAAUCAUCUAACACCCUAGUUCCGGUUUAAGCAAAUAACCUAAAUAUCUAAGCAAGCAAUGACUCCAAUGAGGACGCAAGACAGACUCGAUUCAUAGAGUCGGAACAUAUUAAAACUAUACUAUAUUUGUUCAAAAUUCUAAGCCGUGUACGAGAAGUUCGAGAAUAGCUCUCACCUUAGAAAUAUGGAAAAGUGGUGUCUAUGAACUCCAGCUGCUCAAAUAGACUCCAAAUUUGAAAUCAGGGCGAAACGCCUUUCGAACGGUUAAAAACGGAUAAACAGAAGUCUUGUCAAAAAGUCAACCUGCCUGGUCAAAGGUCAACCUCUGACCACAUUGGAAUUGAUUUAAACCGACUAGUUUGACCUAACCGGAUUCCAAUUUAUUUUUAACCGACCGGUUUAAACUAACUGAAAUUCAAUUAACGAACCAAACCGGCUUGACUGGUCAAUGAGUCACCGGCGGCGGCGAGGCGGUGGUCUGAUGGCGGCGAAGCGGUGGCCAGUGGUGGCGAGGUGGCGGUCCGGUGGCGGCUGGCGACAGUCCGGUGACGGCAAGGCGGUGGUCCGACGGUGGCGAGGUGAUGGUCCGACUGCGUGUGUGGCUAACGCACGGGCGGAGGCAAAACUUCUGGAGGCUCUAGCGGCUUCGUCCGAGCUCCGAUUGAGGUGUGGUCGGUGGCUACGGCUUCGUCUCGUCGAGAGGAAUACGGUGGUGGCCUUGCAUAUUCGCGAUUCUCAACGGUUAGACAUAUAUUGACGAUUUACUAAACGGACGAAACUAAGCUUAACUGCAUGGCGGUUUUCCGGCGGUUUCUUGGGCUGCGAACGACAGUGAUGAGCUUGACGUGUUCUCGGCUUGCUGUGGCUCCGGCGCCGAGUCCUGGUGGCUCAGUCUCUACAAAAACUCCACAUUCCUAUUUCUUAACACUCCUUUUUAUUUUUUUAUUUUUGGAACUAAGAGGACAAAACAAAGAUGAUGGUGGGUUGGAGGAACGAGUAUUUAUAGAAAAUACUCGGGCUUUCGGGAAUAGGCUUGGGCCUUGACGAGCCGAGAUUUUAAAGCCCAAAAUUUAGGUUGUUACAAUUCUCCCCCAUUAAUAAAGAAUUCAUCUCCGAAUUCAAAUCUGAGCUGACUGUCCAAUAUCAUCGCAACAAAACUCUGAAUAAUAAAUCUGCUCGGUCUCUGGAGUCUCCUCCUGAAUCCCAUCUCUCUCACAACAAACUCUGACAAACACGGUCGACAUUCCUUGAACUGCUUUCAGUUGAUGAUCCAAAAUCUCUACUGGCUAACAUGGUGCAACCAAUUUUUACCAAGGCCGUUUUGAGGCUGAUGCAAAAUGAAUUCUGGCACUCUUACGACCUUUCUCAAAAUAGACACAUGAAACACGUUAUGGAGGUCUGAUAACUCUGCUGAUGAAUCAAAUCUGUAAGCAGCUGCUCCAAUCUGCUCCACAAUAGAAUAUGGUCCCAUAUACCUCAGUUUAAACUUAUUUAGCUUUCAAGUCUUAGAUCCUCCCUGAAAUGUCUUUAUUUUUAGGUUUACUCGAUUGCCUAUCUGAAACUCCAAUCCUUACGACGUUUAACUGCAUAACUCCCCUAACUGCCAUGGGCUUCCUAAAGCCAAAAUUUGAACAUGUCCAUUUUCUCUACCGUCUCUUGAACCAUUGAUGAUUCUAUCUCAGGUCACUCCCCCACUUUGGUCCAACAAAGUGGUAUACGACAAGGCCUAUCAUAAAGAACCUCAUAUGGUGCCAUCUCAAUACCUGAAUGAUAGCUAUCAAGGUAGGCAACUCUGCUAGAGGCAGAUUCUUUGCUAGCUUCCUUUCCACUGUAAGACACAAUCCUUGAGCAUAUCCUCUAAAUUCUGAAUAGUCCUCUCUGGCUGACCGUCUGUCUACUGAUGAUAAUUGUACUCAUGCGGGCCUUUGUCUCAAGUGCCUUCUGAAAGACUCUCUAAAAUGCAGACGUGAACUAAUAUUCCAAUCCGAUACAAUGCUGAUUGUAACUCUGUGCAACCUCGCAAUCUCCCUAAUAUAAGUCUGCGCCAACUGAUAAGCUCGGUCUGCCAUCUCAAUUACUAGGAAUUAAGAUGACUUGGUAAAUCUAUCCAUGGGUACCCAUGUGGCAUCCUUUCCACAUGUGUUGAUCGACAAUCCAACAAUAACAUACAUAAUCACCAGGCCUCAUUUCCACUCUCGCAAAACAAAACUCAACAAUAACCUAAUAGGUACCCGAUCCUCAAACAUAACUAUCUGACAUGCCUGACACCACGACGCAGUGUAGCUACAAUCUUUCUCAUACUAGGCCAAUGAUAGUAGCACUUCAUAUCUUGUAC
This is a messenger RNA of Brassica napus (rape), 6704 nucleotides long. Its product is annotated as receptor-like protein 47. The transcript has a single exon. The record is from RefSeq and is a predicted model, not a curated record. Lineage: Eukaryota; Viridiplantae; Streptophyta; Magnoliopsida; Brassicales; Brassicaceae. The coding region runs from base 363 to 2822 and encodes 819 amino acids. Gene Ontology annotation, molecular function: protein binding.